CAUUGGACUCUUCCAUCAGACCGGAAGUGGGGCUGUUGUGCUUCCUGAAUUGAAUUCAGACGGCGGCUGUGCAACGAUGUCGGGCGGUCCAGGGAGACAGGGUAGCAAAGUUGUAUCGAAAGCGGCAACGGGCGGUGCGGGGGCCGCCGGGGCUGCCGGUGCACCCCCGGCCGUGCCCCUGGCCUCGCCGCUCAUGGGGAAGAAAAAGAAGCCGUUUCUGGGGAUGCCUGCCCCGCUGGGCUAUGUACCCGGGCUCGGCAGAGGUGCUACUGGAUUUACCACCCGGUCCGAUAUUGGUCCCGCUCGGGAUGCGAACGACCCGGUAGAUGACCGCCAUGCGCCCCCGGGAAAGAGGACAGUUGGGGACCAGAUGAAAAAGAACGAAGAGGAUGAGGAAGAUUUGAACGACACCAACUAUGACGAGUUUAACGGCUAUGCAGGUAGCCUUUUCUCCAGUGGGCCGUACGAGAAAGACGAUGAAGAGGCAGAUGCAAUAUAUGCGGCACUGGACAAAAGAAUGGAUGAGCGGCGCAAAGAGAGGAGGGAGCUACGCGAGAAGGAUGAAAUUGAGAAAUACCGUAUGGAGCGACCAAAGAUCCAGCAGCAGUUUUCAGAUCUAAAGAGGAAGCUGGCAGAGGUGUCUGAGGAGGACUGGCUCAGCAUCCCAGAGGUGGGCGAUGCAAGAAACAAGCGUCAGAGAAACCCGCGCCAUGAGAAGCUUACACCUAUGCCCGACAGCUUCUUCUCCAAGCACCUUCAGUCUGGUGACAAGAACACCACCGUGGACCCGCUGCAGGGGCUGGGCGGUUUGAACACCCCCUACCCAGGCAGCAUGACCCCCGGAACCGGAGAGUUGGACAUGAGGAAGAUCGGCCAAGCCAGGAACACACUCAUGGACAUGAGGCUUAGCCAGGUGUCUGACUCAGUUAGUGGACAGACGGUGGUGGAUCCCAAAGGUUACCUGACCGACCUCAACUCCAUGAUCCCAACCCACGGAGGAGACAUUAGUGACAUCAAGAAGGCUCGUCUUCUGCUCAAGUCGGUGCGGGAGACCAACCCCCACCACCCCCCUGCCUGGAUCGCCUCCGCCAGGCUGGAGGAGGUGACGGGCAAGCUGCAGGUGGCUCGUAACCUCAUCAUGAAGGGCACCGAGAUGUGUCCCAAGAGUGAGGACAUGUGGCUGGAGGCGGCCAGGCUGCAGCCGGGGGACACGGCCAAGGCGGUGGUGGCCCAGGCGGUGCGCCAUCUGCCCGGCUCGGUGCGCAUCUACAUCAGGGCUGCGGAGCUGGAGACCGACGGCAGGGCCAAGAAGAGAGUGCUCAGGAAGGCCCUUGAGAAUGUGUCCAAGUCGGUGCGUCUUUGGAAGACGGCCGUGGAGCUGGAAGAACCCGAGGACGCCAGGAUCAUGCUGAGCAGAGCGGUGGAGUGCUGUCCCACCAGCGUGGAGCUAUGGCUGGCGCUGGCCAGGCUGGAGACGUACGAGAACGCCCGCCGCGUCCUCAACAAAGCCCGCGAGAACAUCCCCACGGACCGCCACAUCUGGAUCACCGCCGCCAAGCUGGAGGAGGCCAACGGCAACACGCAGAUGGUGGAGAAGAUCAUCGACAGAGCCAUCACCUCGCUGGGCGCCAACGGCGUGGAGAUCAACAGGGAACAGUGGAUACAGGAUGCAGAGGAGUGUGACAAGGCGGGCAGCGUGGCCACCUGCCAGGCCGUCAUACGGGCUGUCAUAGGGAUCGGCAUCGAGGAGGAGGACUGCAAGCACACCUGGAUGGAGGACUCAGAAAGUUGCGUGUCCCAUGGUGCUCUGGAAUGUGCCAGGGCAAUCUACGCCCACGCUUUGCAGGUGUUUCCCAGCAAGAAGAGUGUGUGGCUACGGGCUGCCUACUUUGAGAAGAACCAUGGCACCAGGGAGUCUUUGGAGGCUCUGCUCCAGAGGGCUGUGGCUCACUGCCCCAAGGCGGAGGUGCUGUGGCUGAUGGGAGCCAAGUCCAAGUGGAUGGCCAACGACGUGCCUGCAGCCAGGAGCAUCCUCGCGCUGGCCUUCCAGGCCAACCCAAACAGUGAGGAGAUCUGGCUGGCGGCCGUGAAGUUGGAGUCUGAGAACAAUGAGUACGAGCGAGCCCGUCGCCUGCUGUCCAAGGCCCGGAGCAGCGCGCCCACGGCCAGGGUGUUCAUGAAGUCGGUGAAGCUGGAGUGGGUGUUGGGGAACAUCGAGGCAGCCCACGAGCUGUGCUCCGAGGCCCUCAAGCACUACGAGGACUUCCCCAAGCUGUGGAUGAUGAGGGGCCAGAUCGAGGAGCAGUCCGAAAACAAUGACAAGGCCAGAGAUGCCUACAACCAGGGGCUGAAGAAGUGUCCCCACUCCAUGUCCCUGUGGGUGCUGCUCUCUCGUCUGGAGGAGAGGGUGGGACAGCUCACCAGGGCCAGAGCCAUCCUGGAGAAGGCUCGCCUCAAGAACCCCCAGACCCCGGAGAUAUGGUUGGAAUCAGUCCGACUAGAGUUCCGGGCAGGACUAAAGAAUAUCUCCCACACCCUGAUGGCUAAAGCCCUGCAAGAGUGCGCCAACUCUGGCAUCCUGUGGGCUGAGGCAGUGUUCCUGGAGGCCCGGCCGCAGAGGAAGACCAAGAGCGUGGACGCGCUGAAGAAAUGUGAACACGACCCCCACGUCCUGCUGGCUGUGGCCAAGUUGUUCUGGAGCGAGCGUAAGAUCACCAAGGCCAGAGAAUGGUUCCUGAGGACAGUGAAGAUCGAGCCAGACCUGGGAGAUGCUUGGGCGCUCUUCUAUAAGUUUGAAUUGCAGCACGGCACAGAGGAGCAGCAGGAGGAGGUACGCAAGAGGUGUGAGAACGCCGAGCCGCGCCACGGAGAGCUGUGGUGCGCCGAGUCCAAACACGUCCUCAACUGGCAGAAGAAGAUCGGUGAGAUCCUCACCCAGGUGGCGGCCAAGAUCAAGAACACCUUCUGAUCAUGGUUUCAUUCACACGAAGGAUUCAAGGCAGUUUGGCAGGACUCGGGCGCUCAGCACACAUUAGUGGUCGGGGGAAAGGCUCUGAGCUGUGACUCUUGUUCUUUUUUUCCCUCCUGCUGUGUACAGUGAUAUGUAUACAGUGGCCACACUCAUUCAUUUCGGCUGUUCACCUUUUUCAUUGCUUUGGUUGUGCUCCAUCUGGCUGAACCGUGGAUAACAACGAAAGAAACAUGUAUUUUUAUGGGUUAAUUUUGUCUCGUUAUAUUUUUGUUUUGUGAGCUUAAGUAAACGGCGUGUAUAAGCGUAUCAUUCUAGGGAUUUGUGUUGUUGAUUCUUUAUUUGUGAUGCGUUGUUUGACUGAACCCCUGCAGGUUUAAGAUAACAUUUUUCUCAGCUUGUUUAUUUGAUCUCUUACAAACUUAGUGGGUGGGUUUGAUUCCCCCAUAUUAUUAAAACUCAGAAAAUUGUAAUCUUUUAUUGUCUGACCGUUUUAAUGCAAAUGGUUAUCCCCAUCCAAGUCCCUUUCAAUAUAUUGUAGUUAUCUGUUGUAGAGGUAAGGUAUAGUCCUACAUCAUUGCAGCUUUGUUGCUUGAAUUUCUCAACCGGAAACUGCAUUAAAAAAAGAUACCUUUGAACCUUG
Molecule: messenger RNA, 3611 nt
Organism: Gadus macrocephalus (Pacific cod)
Lineage: Eukaryota; Metazoa; Chordata; Actinopteri; Gadiformes; Gadidae
Gene: prpf6
Product: PRP6 pre-mRNA processing factor 6 homolog (S. cerevisiae)
Exons: 21
Coding region: 77-2968 (963 amino acids)
Biological process (GO): spliceosomal tri-snRNP complex assembly; mRNA splicing, via spliceosome
Cellular component (GO): catalytic step 2 spliceosome; U4/U6 x U5 tri-snRNP complex
Molecular function (GO): protein binding
Source: RefSeq, a predicted model, not a curated record